Notechis scutatus (mainland tiger snake) is the source of this 747-nucleotide messenger RNA. Lineage: Eukaryota; Metazoa; Chordata; Lepidosauria; Squamata; Elapidae. The record is from RefSeq and is a predicted model, not a curated record.
AUGUUACUUGAUAGCAUAAAAAUAGACUGGGUGGAGUUCUAUGACUCCGACUUUCUCAUGCUUUUAUUAUCUUCUUUUUCAGGAAAAAAUGAAAACCCAGCUGAAGAAUGGACAUUUUACCCAAGCUCUGGCAAUCACACUUACCAUAUAGGGAAAAGAUGUUUGUUCUAUGGUAUCCACCUCCGAAAUAAAGCUACAUCUUCUGAGAGGACACUGGAAAAGUCUAUAGGGAGGAAGAAAUAUGUGGAUGAAACUUCCUCCCGAAAUGGCAUCCCAAUGAGGAUGCUUGGUGACCAUCCAUUUGCUGCUCCUGAACAAAGUACAGAUUUCCACAAAAAGGGAUCAACAGUAUCUCCAGUUGAUUUUGGGAGCUCUAGCUAUAAAAAAAGGUCAGAUACCUUUAUCCCUCUCCAGCGUUUGCCAGUAACUCCUAGUGUGCCUUUCCGUGUAAAAGAGAAAGAGCUAGAAUUAGAGAGAGAAAAGAUGGAAGUGAAGAACCUGGAAACCUGGAGACCUAGCCCAAGUUUGAUGCAAUCUUUACUUGAAAGUGGACAAGCCAGAAAACUAACUUUGUCAUAAUUGAAGAAUGGAAGGCAAGCUUGGUCCAAAAGCUCUGAUUUUGUAUCUUGUAAGUUGUAGGACACAUCUGUAAAUACAUCUCCUAGAAAUUCUUGCCCAAUAGAAAUGACCACAUUUUGAAUAAUUGCAGAAAGUUAGUUGUUUCUGUGCACUAUGUAGUUGUUUUAU